GGCGAUGGAGCUGCCCUUUUCAGAAAAAAUAUUUUUUUCAAUAGUUCGAUACAUGCGAGAGAUUUGUAAGAAACAUGUAAAAUUUGAUGACUUUGCAUCAGUAAGUGGCUUCCUAUGCUUCGACAUAGACGGUAAAACACAGCAUAGAUUUGUUGUGAGUGAAGUCGUUGAUAGAACAAUCGGUUGUGAGGGGAACAGCAGUGGCCUUGGUGUAAGUACGAUUGAAGGAAUUUUAUAGUUUCAUUCUAUGUAAUUUAAACCAGCAUUUCCCAAAAUGGCAGGUCGCCACGGAAGCAAAUUCCAGGUUGCAAGAAAAAAAAAAAUUGUGAAAAUCUAGGCAUUAAGUAUGCCUUGACCAUCAUGUUCCAAUUCCAAAUGGAGCAUAUUUUCUUUUGUGUUAAAUGUUUUUUUUUUUGGUUGAUAUGAUUCAGUAAAUAGGUAAUAAGACAUCCUGAAGACAUUAUUAAUUAUGAUUCAGUAAAUAGGUAAUAAGACAUCCUGAAGACAUUAUUAAUAAGAUAAAAGAUAUCUUUACAGAUAUCCAUUUUGGAGAUGGUAGAUAAAUAUGAACGAAACUGUGCCAGUGAGGUCAUGAUAAAAGAGUGUUGAAGUUCUUCCUUUCAAAUCUAUUUAAAUAUAUUACCUAGUUGACAUGAUCAAUAGAAUAACUGUGUGCAAUGAAGUUGCUAAACAUUAUUAUUUUUUUAUGAUUUUCAUUUAAUUUUUUUUGUGACUGGAAGAAUCAGUUUAUUUAUAUAAAUUGGUGACAAAUCUUUGGCUGAUGUCAAUUUUGUCAUCUCUCCUGCCACACUGUGCAAUGGAUAUAAGCUUAUGGGGGGUAAAUUUAUUACCUUAAUAAUGAAAUCAUCUUUUAAAAUAAAAAUAAAACAAAUUGUUAUUUUUAUUCAAUACAUUUUAAGAUAGUUUCUUGAAUCAGUAACAGUAAUAAUUAAUUUAUUUAUUUUCAUUCUAAUGUUUUUUGUUUAAAGUUUGGAUCUGUCAAGAGAACUUAAUAAUCAGGAGACAGUUCUACAUGUAGAACUUAGUAAUCAGGAGACAGGGCUAUGUGUAGAAUUUAUAAUAAUUAGGAGACAGUGCUAUGCAUAGACCUUAUUAAUCAGGAGGUAGUGCUACAUGUAGAACUUUAUGAUUUAAAAUAAGAACUAAAAAUAUUUGACAUAAAAUGCUUUAGAAAUGUUCAAAAUAAUUUGAUAGAUUUGAAAAUUGAUAGAUGUAAAUGAUAAGGUGACAGCAUCAGUUGUUUUUUUUAAUGUAAUUUUGUCAGAUCAUAAAUAAAAUUUAAUUAUGUGUUGUUAAAAUUAUUUUUAAGGCAUUGCAUUGGAGUCAUGUCAAAAAACUGUGCAAUACAAGAAAAGAAGCCAAAAGAAACACCAGAGGCGUGUGUGGCUAUAGUUCUCCCAAAUUGAAUGAUCGCUGUUUAGAGUACAGGGAGAUUCAUCCAGUUCUACGGCAUGGAAAUACACUCUCGAGGAAGCAAUCCACAAUGCAGAAAAGUCUCAGCGGCCCAGUCAACCAUUUACAGUUUUCUAGUGCUAGAAAUAAAAUGAAUAACCGAACAUUCACUCGUGAAAAUUUUCAAAUUAAUGCAUUGAAAUUGAAAGAAGUUUUAAGUCCAGUAAAAACUUUCUCCAACUCCACAGUGAACAUUUCAAACACUCAUGAUGAUUUGGAUGAAAAAUGCAUUUUAAACUCUGGUGAUUUUGCCCAGCACCAGGACAUUGAAGAUAAAGAUGCAGAAACGGGUGUUAACAAUCACAAUUUAAAUAAAUUGACCAAGAGAAAUUACAGCAGCCAAAACCUUCUGUUGAACGAAAGUCAUGGAGCCAAGGAACACAGAAGUAGUACCAACCUCAGGAAGACACAUAGCAAGGAUCUUUUGCCUUUAGAGAAAAUACCAUGUAAGAGCCCCGAUGCUACACCGACACAAAGCUGUCCACCAAAACUCUCUAAACGUGAAGAUUCGGAUGUCAGCAUUGGGUCAACCAGGCCAAAAUAUCUGGUGAAGCACAAUGAUGAACUUCUUUUGCCUUGUCCAAGGCUUCGUACGGUCAUCACUCAGGAUUGUAUCACAGCACCAAGACAAAAGCACAGUGAGCUCAACAUCAAUCAAGAUUCUAGCACAGCACCAAGACAAAAUCACAGUGAGCAUCACAUCAAUGAAGGUUGUGAAGAAAACACAGUGGUAUCUAGCGCUCAUAUGUCUCUGCUCAUUAACUCUAUCAUUACUGCCAUCUCGCGGCCUGGUGUACAAACUGUGACCACUGAACAUGCAGUUAGCCCUUUAAAGGAGGAUUUCUGUAAGGAUAUGGACAAUGAAAGUAUGAAGAGCACAAACUCUCAUGUCACACUGAGCAGUUCACAUACAGCAAGCCUUAAACACUUUUUUGAAGCGGCUGUACCUGUCAAGGAGAUCCCCGAGCCCACAAAGCUAGAACCAUCCAGGAAAAAAAGCUGUGAAAGUCAACAGAUGAGUGACUCAUCAUCCAUUGCUAAGAAAAGUGAGUACAAAUUAAGUUAAAGUUUAAUACAGCUUCUUUUCCAAAAGUGAGUACAAAUUAAGUUGAAAAUGAAUAAACCUAUUAUUCCAAAAGUAAGUACAAACUGUGGUAUAUUAAUAUAGCAACUCAUAUCAAAACUGACUUUACAUUGUGUGAGAAAAUCAAAAUUAACUAUAUAUUGUGUGAGAAAAUCAAAACUGACUAUACAUUAUGUGAGAAAAUCAAAAUUAACUAUAUAUUUUGUAAGAAAAUCAAACUUAACUAUAUAUUUUGUAAGAAAAUCAAACUUAACUAUACAUUGUGGUAAAAAAUCAAACUUAACUAUACAUGGUGUGAGAAAAUCAAACUUAACUAUACAUUGUGUGAGAAAAUCAAACUUAACUAUACAUUGUGUGAGAAAAUCAAACUUAACUAUACAUUGUGGUAAAAAAUCAAACUUAACUAUACAUUGUGUUAAAAAAAUCAAACUUAACUAUACAUUGUGUGAGAAAAUCAAACUUAACUAUACAUUGUGGUAAAAAAUCAAACUUAACUAUACAUUGUGUGAGAAAAUCAAACUUAACUAUACAUUGUGUGAGAAAAUCAAACUUAACUAUACGUUGCGUGAGGUUUAAUAUUGCUAUAGCGACUUCUACCCGGGUGAGAACAAAGUAUGGUGACAAUUAAUGAUUAAAAUUUUCUUUCCAAGCUUUUCAGUCUCUUGCUAUCUUAUAUAACUCUUCCCAACUCUUUCCCAUCUUUAUAACAUUACAUAUUUGUUGACAUGUCUUUGCCAGGUGUUCCUGGUCUUCUUGAUCCUUGAGAGUUCCAUACCAGUUCUUGUCUUGGUCUUGUUAUAUUUGGCAUGGGUUUUCUCAUGGUAUGACCUAUCCAUCGCCUUCCCCAAAGUUUUUACUUCACUAGGAUUUAUGUUGUCAUUUCCCUCACUGAUGUGUUUGGGAUUUUGUCGAACCACUUGAUGUUGAGGAAUUUUAGUAGGCAACCACAAAGCAAAUUUAGCUUCUCUUGCCUUCCAUAUUCUUGCCUUGAUAUCUGCCUCUGAUCGCCCAUCCUUGGUAGCUAUACAUCGUUGAUGGGAACAGUUAUCUACUUCUCCUAGUGCUUUGCUUCUUAUUGCCACCACUCCUGUGCUAUUAGCAAUUGUUAAUUGAGCUAAGCUAAAACGCUGUAUGUAGAGACUGUCAUGUUGUAAUAUUUGAUUAGUAAAUGUGCAUUUUAAUAUUAAAAAGUAAAGAAUUACUAAUCUGUUCAGAGAUUUCAGAUAUAAUAAGAAAGAAAUUAAUUAGAAACUAGAGUCUUUCUAUCUCCAAAAAAUACAAAACACUCGGGCGGUUGCCCCCUUCCCCCUUCUUUGGUGAAAAACUGUUCCCGUUUCAAAUGAUCACUUAUGUUUAUUUAGCCUAACAUUUUUUAUCUUAACAAACAGUGAAUGAAAGAAAACAAAGUCCAGCAAACACUUCCGCUAUAGAAAUCACAUUUAUCUCCCCCUCCUUCCGCAACUUGAUUCCACAAUGUUUGUCGGUGAUAAACUGAUCUAAAUAUCAAUGAAGUGUUGAUCAAGAUAAAUUACUUCCAAUUAUUUAUUUUAGCUAUUUAAUUUAUCUGCAGAAUCUCGAGUCUUCAAAUGGAUGAAAAUAUUCAAACGAGGUAAUGCCACGUUUCUAAUUGUUAAAUUAAAAAAAAAGAAAAUUCAACUUUUUGUUUGUUGUUGAUGAUAUCUGUAUGAAAUUAGUUUUUACUUUGUUUACUCAUGUAAUGUACACUGUUAUCAAAUUAGUUCUACCCAAAUAUUACGAAUCAGGUCUCACUUAAAAGGUUCGUUGGCUUCGUUGUCCAGGGGUUUAAUUAUAUACACACUUCACAAGCCAUUUUUCUCAUAUUAAAUAUCUUCAUUACAUAAUAAUAAUAAUAAUAAUUAGUGGUCUUUUGUAGCGCGGUACCCCAGCCUCGGGCUGGGCUCACCGCGCUGUACAUAAAAAUAUUAUCAAAAGAGACAUGAUCAUGACACAUAAAAUCAAAUACAAUUUGAUUGCUCAUAAGACCACAACACACAAAAUUCCAUCACACCCCCUUUUGCCAAUACUCACAAAGCAUUAAACAUUUAAUAACAACAUCUACCCAAAUACUCUCUAAACAACAUGCAAUUACACAAUACAUACAAGUCCUUAACAGUUUACACAUGUCAUGUACACUGUUAUCAAAUUAGUUCUAUCAUUGUUUACUCAUGUGAUGUAAACUGUUAUCUACUAAGUUCUGCCUUUGUUUUCACAUGUCAAGUACACUUUUAUCAAGCUGUGUGUUUAAAUGACAGUAAGAAUCACAGAGUUUGGGAAAGUUUUUUUGCUCUUCACUCAUGCUUUGAUUUACUGUAUGUUUAAUAUUUCCCUGUUUAUAGUCGAAAACAUUGCAAUAUUCUAAUAUCAAACUUUUUUUUUCAGAUCAGCUGAGCAAUAAAUGUAAAGAUAACUACCAGCAUGAUUAAGACAUCAUUAUUUAAGACAAAAAGCUAUUAAAUGAUUACCGGUACUCAAGUAUUAUAUUCAAUGAACUGUCAUCAAGAAUGAGGUCAAGCUACUAGAUAUGUGAAUAAUAAAUUGUCAUCAAAAAUGAGGUCAAGCUAAUAGAUAUGUGAAUAAUAAACUGUCAUCAAGAAUGAGGUCAAGCUAACAGAUAUUUGAACAAUAAAUUGUCAUCAAGAAUAAGAUCAAGCAACUAGAUAUGUGAACAAUAAACUGUUAUCAUGAACAAACUCUAGCUGCAUGAUGUUUGAAAUUCUUGUCAUGUGACUAAAUCAAAUGAUUGAGUGAAAUACAUAGACACAGUGUUACCUGGGGUGAGCCACUUUUGUAACAUCUCUGAAAAAUUAAAGUCUGC
This is a messenger RNA of Lymnaea stagnalis (great pond snail), 5393 nucleotides long. NCBI's taxonomy places the organism in Eukaryota, Metazoa, Mollusca, Gastropoda, Lymnaeidae. The record is from the annotation of a GenBank genome assembly.